AAUUCAACUCAACUGACCACAAGGCACAUUAUGAAAAUACUUUAUAGCUUUCUCAAUCCUCGGUGUCGGUAGCCUAUUUCUCAACUAUCUUCAAAGUUCAAACCUUAUCCAGACAAACCAAACAUGGGUGGCCAGAAUGAUGACGUUUCUGCAACUUCCGGCAUCAAUUUUCCGUUAAUUGAAUCGGUCGACAAGCACAAAACAAAUAAAUUUUCUUUUGUAUGUGCAACCAUCGCUUCCAUGUCUUCCGUCUUGCUCGGUUAUGAUAUAGGUGUAAUGAGUGGUGCCGCAAUCUACAUUCAAGAGGAUUUCAAGAUUUCUGAUGUGAAAGUGGAAAUCCUGGUCGGAAUCAUCAGUCUUUACGCAACUAUUGGCGCCACCGCCGCCGGAAGAACCUCCGAUUUGUUCGGCCGCCGCUACACCAUGGGUCUCUCUGGCGGAUUCUUUUUCGUCGGAGCCAUUCUCAUGGGGUUUGCCCCUAACUACGGCCUCCUAAUGGCCGGAAGAUUCGUCGCCGGAAUCGGUAUCGGAUACUCUUCGUUGAUUGCCUCUGUUUACACCACCGAGGUUUCUCCGGCAUCUUUUCGCGGCUGUCUUUCCUCUUUUCCUGAGGUGUUUCUUAACUUUGGUAUCUUGCUCGGAUACAUUUCGAAUUACGCUUUCUCCAAGCUUCCGAUUCAAUUAGGAUGGAGAUUUAUGCUCGGAAUCGGAUUAGUCCCAUCGGUGUUCUUAGCCGCCCUUGUGAUUCUGGUAAUGCCGGAAUCCCCACGAUGGCUUGUAAUGCAAGGCCGUCUUGGCGAAGCCAAGCAAGUCCUCAUAAGAACCUCAGAUUCAAUUGAAGAAUCUCUUCAACGCCUUGACGACAUCAAAACCUCUGUCGGAAUUCCAGCGAGUUGCGAAGACGACGUCGUUGAAAUCCCAAAACAGAUCAGCCACGGCAGCGGCGUGUGGAAAGAGUUCCUUCAUCCAACGCCGGCCGUUCGCCACAUCUUGAUAGCCGCCGUCGGCGUGCAUUUCUUCCAGGAAGCCUCCGGCACGAAUGCCGUCGUUUUAUACAGCCCUAGAAUCUUCGAGAAGGCAGGAAUCUCGUCAUCUGACCAGAAGCUCCUGGCUACGGUGGCCGUCGGCGUCGUAAAAACCGCGUUUAUCUUGGUGGCGACCAUUCUGUUCGAUCGAGUGGGACGGCGGCCAUUGAUUUUGAUGAGCCUCGGGGGAAUGAUCGUAUCUUUGAUAACAUUAGGGGUUGGGUUGACGAUUAUAGAGAGGUCGAAGGAGGAAGGCACGUGGCUGGUGGGGUUGUGUGUUUCGAUGGUGUUAAUGGAUGUGGCAUUUUUCUCAAUGGGGAUUGGGCCAAUGAGCUACGUGAGCUCGGAGUUAUUUCCGUUAAAGUUACGAGCUCAAGGGAUGAGUAUGGGGAUGGUGGUGAACAACGUGACCAGUGGAAUUGUGUCAAUGACGUUUUUAUCCCUAUACCGUGCGAUUACAAUAGGCGGCGCGUUUUUUCUCUAUGCUGCCAUUGCGAUGGUUGGUUGGGUGUUCUUUUAUGUGACAUUUCCGGAGACACGUGGGCAUAAUUUGGAGCAUGUUGAGAGGCUUUUUGGUAAUUUGCUAUGGAAAUUCUCCGUUAAGAAGAAUGAUACCUUAGAUGACGACGAAAACAGUGAAAAUGCUUAGAAAUUAAGGGCUUUUCUUUUCUUUUUCUUUUUCUUUUUCUUUUUGUUUAAUCACUUUCUGAAAUUUCAAAUAUACCAAAAUUAGGAGGGUUUAAAUUCAA
Cucumis melo (muskmelon) is the source of this 1774-nucleotide messenger RNA. Its product is annotated as polyol transporter 5-like. Gene Ontology annotation, molecular function: myo-inositol:proton symporter activity. The coding region runs from base 124 to 1674 and encodes 516 amino acids. Gene Ontology annotation, biological process: transmembrane transport. The transcript has 3 exons. NCBI's taxonomy places the organism in Eukaryota, Viridiplantae, Streptophyta, Magnoliopsida, Cucurbitales, Cucurbitaceae. The record is from RefSeq and is a predicted model, not a curated record. Gene Ontology annotation, cellular component: membrane.